AUGGGAACUGCUGCGUCCAAAAGGAAGAAUUUGAGAAACGAUGCGAUAUCUUCUGUGGCAGCAAAAGUUAGAGCAGCACGAGCAUUUGGAGAGUACCUGUCCCACACAAACCCUGAAAACCGAAACGGAUCAGCUCAUCUUCUGUGUGAGACCUUGGUGGGUCCUGAUCCAGAGUCGACCGCUGACACCAUUGGCUUGGACAACAACAACCACCUCCAUCCCUGCUCCGCCACCGAGGGCCGUGAGGACAGACCGGAGCCCAGGCUAGCCAAAGAGAAGCUGGGUUUGCUCCAGCCUCCUCCCCCCUCGAUAUCCAUUUCCACCAAGCCCUCCCGCCUGUCCCUGGAGCGCAGUUUCUCGGCGGAGGAGGACCAGCAGAAGUCGGUGGAGUGCUCCCUGCAGCCGGCCCGCGUCUACACCAUCACCACCAAGCACGGCAUGUUGAUGACCAGCGGCAGGGGCAGCAAGGAGAGCCUCGAACUGGACGUCCUGAAGGAGAAGUCGGGGAGCGGCGGGCUGGGGUCCAGAGGCGGCUCCAUCCAGCCCUCCACCUCCCCGUCCUCGGCCUCAUCCUCCCCGACCCAGUACCAGCGCGCGGGCAGCAGCCGCCACCACGGCAACCACCACCACAGCAACCACCACCACCACCACGCCGUCCCCGCCAUGAACGCGCCCUCCGGCAGCGGGGGAGGGAGCGCCAAUCAGCAGCAGCUGACCGUGGCGGGGCCCCACUCCCACCACGGCUCGCACCACCACGGCGGCCACCACCACCACCACCUGUCCCAGCCCCCGCUGCAGACCUCCGUCAGCGCGCACAACAUCCGCGGCUGGGGCGAGGGCGGGAAGGGGGAGGCCGAGUGCAGCGGGCUGGCCUGCGAGUCCUGCACCAGCGCCCCCUCCCGCAGCCAGGGCUCGCUGGACCUGGAGAGCACGUCCCGAGAAGCAGAGGAGACUAACUGGUUCCCCAAGGAAAAUAUGUUCACCUUUCAAACAGCCACGACAACCAUGCAGGCGAACUUCCGGAAGCAUCUUCGAAUGGUGGGCAGCAGAAGGAUUAAAGCUCAGACAUUCGCUGAGCGUAGAUCGAAGAGUUUCAGCCGUUCCUGGAGCGAUCCCACACCUGUCAAGACUGACUCUCCCCAUGAGCCCAGAGACAGCGGAGACCUGCAGGCCUCCAGUGGUCCCCUGGAAGAAGGAGGCCUCGACGAGUCCUUGGACUGGGAGGAGGAACGAGAGAUGGAGAGGCUGGCCUGUGAGGGUGAUGACUUCAUACCCCCCAAAAUAAUGCUCAUCUCCUCUAAGGUUCCCAAGGCGGAGUACGUUCCCACCAUAAUCCGCAGGGAUGAUCCUUCCAUCAUCCCAAUCCUCUAUGAUCACGAACACGCAACGUUUGAUGAUAUUUUAGAGGAAAUAGACAAGAAGCUCACAGCCUACAGGAGAGGGAGCAAAUUCUGGAGGAUGCUCAUCUUUUGUCAGGGAGGUCCUGGUCAUCUGUAUUUACUGAAAAACAAAGUGGCAACCUUCGCUAAGGUGGAAAAGGAGGAAGACAUGAGCCAAUUCUGGAGGAGACUCAGUCGAUUCAUGAGUAAGGUCAACCCAGAACCAAAUGUGAUCCACAUAAUGGGAUGUUAUGUCCUGGGGAACCCAAAUGGAGAAAAGCUGUUUCAGAAACUGAAGAAUCUGAUGAGGCCUUAUUCUGUUGAGUUCGAGUCACCACUGGAGCUGUCUGCACAGGGCAAAGAGAUGAUUGAGAUGUACUUCGAUUUCCGCCUCUACCGCCUUUGGAAGACACGCCAGCACUCCAAACUCUUGGACUAUGAGGAUUUUUUGUGACAAAAAUACCUGGACAGACAAUUCCAUGAGGACCGUCUUAAAACUGAGCCGCUGCCUGAACACCGUUCAGCCGUUGUGCUCGGGCUGUCAACCCAACAUGAACAGUCACGUCUGCUCUCAUCCUGAGGAGGGCAAAGAGCAGGAGCAUAAAAAAGAGACGAAAGAGAAAGAGCCGUGUUUCUCCUCAUUUCCGGAAUGAGGGUAAAAAAAAAGUACAAACUGAACACACAUUAAAAAAGAGGAAAAAAAGCCUGAUAAACUAGACCCCCUUCAUCAUUUUCACUAAAUGUGACUGCCUCAAUCUGACAGUUAAAUCCGGAAUUGGAAAAAAAAAAGAAGAAAAAAAGCUAAUAUUUCUUUCACACUUCAAUGGCGAGAGCAUACUUUUUGAAACUGAUGUAUUUCUGUUACACAUUCUGUCUUAAUGUGGUUCAGUGUCUUGGAUGGACCUCUUGGAUAAUCUCAGACCUUUGAGACAUACAUGUACAUAAAUAACCCAUGUGUUAAUGUGUGUAUAGUCCACAUGAAUAUAUUAGCAUAGCUUUAGUCAUGCAAAUGAUGCUCUAUAUCAGACUGAUUAUCCACCAUUUAUUUUUGAUGUGCAUUGUUGUCCAGUUUCAUAUGGAAAUACUUUGGAAUAACUCAGGUUUUAGCCAUGAAUUAAUGAUUACGUUUGUCUCUUCUAUCAUGAUAUUGUAAUAUUUGACGGCAUUGCUUCGAAUGAAUGUAUUAUCUCUCAAGAGAUCUGUGUUUGACAUGAGGAAGUGAAUGUCGUGUUUGUUUGGGGAAAAAAUGCAAUGUGCUGAGCGUGUGUGUUUCCCAUGUAAAAAUGUAGAAAACAUGUUGUAUAUGUAUUUAAUCUUACUGCCCCCGCCCUCCCAACGCAAAAAUAAUUAUCGCUGGCAUCCAUAUAGGUAUGUCCUCGUGACAUGACAUUGUUGUGUGAUUCAUGAUGUCAAGGGAUGUAACAGCCAUCCAAGUGCUCCUACUCCUGCCCUAAUUAUCCUUCCUGUUCUUUUGCGGAGGGGUCAGACCACUUAGCUGGUCUCUGUCGAAAGUGCUGGCUUCUCUGGGUGGCCGGACGAGCUUCCGCCACCUCUCUCCUCACAGGGCUGAGAUCCAGUCGGAGAAGUAGAGCUCUCUGAAUUAAAGAGAUCUGGUAGAAGUGGAAGCUAUGAGGAGCGUCAGCUUGUUGAAGAAAAAAAUAUGGAAAUAUGCAGCAGGUGUUGGUCUGUGUCUCAGACAGUUGCACUACCUGAACGACCUGAGCAGUUUCAGACAGAACCCAGCAGUCCCUGUGCUCAUGCACACAGGAAACAACACAUUUGCAGAUGUAAAUCAUUCCAAAGUGUGACAGGCAACCUACAGAUUUCUCAUAUUUCAAAUAGUUCAGUUAGAGGACUUGACAUUAACACACCUGUGUGACUGCUGCAAACAUUUUUAUAUAUUUCCUUCUGGGAACAGAAUUUGGAGGAACAUAAUUGACUUUAUCUCAGAAUUGUCUUCAAAUCCAGUUCAUACGACAAACAGAUUGUGUUAACAUCUCUGAGGGUUUAUUCAGACGUUCAUGACAGAGUGAAGUAAUGACAAUGACGAGACAUUGAUUUUUUAAAAUCCUUUUUCAAUAUUUUAAAUUCUGCUACUUAAGUGUUGACUGUUUUUCACUGGCCUUGUUAUAGGUACAUAUGUACAUAUGUCCAAAGGUAGUGUCAAGUUAAAAGUAUAAAAAAAUCAUUUAAGAUUGAUGAUAUUAUUUGCCUGAUUUAUUUGUUCUUGUUUUUUGUUUGUUUGUUUUGAUUUAAUAAGGAGGCCACGGACAACAUAAUGAGACAACAUAACCCCAACCAUGUCAUUUUCUGAAUGUCUCAUCAAUUAUUACUUUCAGCACAAUCAACAUUAAGAAGAGUCUUUGGAAAAUAUUAGAUCAAAUAUACACUUCUCAGGCAUGAAAAAUCACCUUUCAAACAUGUUUGUAAAAGUUUUUGAAAACGUUCAAAUUCACUUUAUUGAGUUGUAACAGGCAAAGAAGUUCAAAUCGGCAAAGGAAUGCAUAAGCUUAUGACAAGCUUAUGACAAUGGUGUGGCAUGUUUUUGCAGUCAUUUGAUUCUUUUUAGGCUUUCAUGGUGAAACUGCAACACUUUGUGCAGAGGACUGGUGUGAGAGUGUUCUUCUGUGCAUCACUGGUAACCAACUCAACUGAUUUGCAAAACUAGAAUGACCUAGAGAUCCCUUUGACUAUUAUUACCUUUUAAUUGAAUUUCCAAUAUGUUCCAUUGGAAAUUUGUAAAAAAAACGAUUACAAACAUGUAUUACGUUGUGGAAAGUUACUCUGUUUUUACAUUCAGUUUGAUUUGACAGAUUAAAUGUGGCAGCUUAUAGAAUAAGCAGACAAUAUGAGGUUUGAUCUAGCAGUAAGCAAUUAUCAUGAAGGCAUUUAUGAUGGAACCGACACAGGGUUCCUUAAACGUGGUGAGUCCUGUCAUGCAUGGAUUAGCCAAUCAUAGCCCUGUUGCACAAAGGCGGCCGCUCCUGAGUGUCAGCGCUACUGAAGAGUCUGGUGAUAUUAAGCUGAUCACGUGUCUGCGGGGGGGUUGCAGUUUUCAUGGAGAAAGCUUUAAGAUUUGUGUGCCCAAGUUUUGCCACAGUUAUUAAUGCGUACUUACACACACAGCAUUCGACUUGUACAUGCUCACACACAAAGCCUUGAUUUUCUAAAAUUGUGUAGAGUAAACUUUUCCAGUAGUCCUAAUUUGUGUUAAUGCUUGAGCAGUGUGUGCUGAACCUUGGGCUCACGGGAGGGCUCUUUCCCGCAAAUCCCAGUUGUUCUGUGCGCGCGUGUGUGUGUGUGUGUGUGUGUGUGUGUGUGUGCG
Messenger RNA from Menidia menidia (Atlantic silverside), 4704 nucleotides. The record is from the annotation of a GenBank genome assembly. NCBI's taxonomy places the organism in Eukaryota, Metazoa, Chordata, Actinopteri, Atheriniformes, Atherinopsidae.